Messenger RNA from Vitrella brassicaformis, 1376 nucleotides. Lineage: Eukaryota; Vitrellaceae. The record is from the annotation of a GenBank genome assembly.
CUCUAACCCCAGCGUAACUCUAACCCCAGCGAAACACUGAUUUGCUGUGUGCUGAAACGGCGAGGGGGAUGGCGGAUCUUCUGAUAAAGCCCGAGCAUGGAGCGGCUGGUACACUCUCCGAGAGCCGGAAGAAGAAGCUGGAGCGCAACCGGGUUCUGGCGACGCAGAAGAAUACCGCCAUCGCCGAACUGAAGAAGGUAGAUACCAACGCUACGAACACAGGCGAGUGUGUGAUCAUCUCUCUUUGAUUGCGCUUGCUACCGUCAGAGGAACCGCGAAACUCGAGAGGCGCUCAAGAUCCGGACUCUCCAGUACGAGGAGGAGUACCAGACUGAGCAGGAGAACGCACUCGCCCUUCGCAGGUCGGUCGACAUCAAGAUGGCACCAGAUUGCCGCACUUGAUCUGGCCGUUUCUUCCAGGGAAUCUCGUGCCGAGGGGGGCUUCUACAAGGAGCCGGAUGCGCAGCUCAUAUUCGCCAUUCGCAUCAAGGGGUGAGUCGCGCAGGCAGGCAGCCUGCCGUUUCCUGCGUUCCAUGUUUGAUUCUGGAUCCUUCAGUAUCAACAAGCUGGCUCCGAAGCCUCGCAAGGUCCUUCAGCUGUUCCGCCUCCUGCAAAUCCACAACGGAGUGUUCAUCAAAGUGAACAAGGCCACCACCGAGAUGCUCAAGCUGAUCGCUCCCUUCGGUCAGACGUGCCAGCUGGGCAGAGAACUACACCUGGUGACGGUUAUUGAAUGCUGUCCCUUGAUUGGCCUGAUUGCGCACAGUUACGUACGGCUAUCCGUCUCUGAAGACGGUGCGGGAGCUGAUCUACAAACGGGGAUACGGAAAGGUCAACAAGCACCGCAUCCCCCUCCAGGAUAAUCAGAUCAUUUCUGAAGCCCUUGGCAAGGUGAGGCUGGAAAUUAUCCAACGCAUCCUCUGCUCUCGCGGUAUGUGUAUGAUUACCGUGUACGUGUGGCUGACCAGUAUGGCAUCCAUGGUGUGGAGGACCUCGUGCACGAGAUCUACACUGUCGGCCCCCAUUUCAAGGAGGCGAACAACUUCCUCUGGUAAGUCAGUCACCUCACUCACUUGCCUUGCAAAGAUCUCCGAUCGAUGAGUCAGCCAGUGCCAUGUCCUUUAUGGUGCUGUCUGUGCCUUCCCUGCUCUAACAUAACAGGCCGUUCAAGUUGAAUUCGCCGAGGGGAGGUUUCGUCGCCAAACGCCACGGCUUCACCGAGCCUCGUGGCGGCGACUGGGGCAACAGGUCAGACUGACACGACAGAGUGCCUGUUUGCUGUGCGGAAAUACUUCCCUCUACUGCCAUGAUUCUGUCUAUGUUCAAUGCAGGGAGCUUCUCAUCAACAGCCUGCUGACCAAGAUGAUCUGAGUCGG